Molecule: messenger RNA, 832 nt
Organism: Panicum virgatum (switchgrass)
Lineage: Eukaryota; Viridiplantae; Streptophyta; Magnoliopsida; Poales; Poaceae
Product: 14 kDa proline-rich protein DC2.15-like
Exons: 1
Coding region: 81-506 (141 amino acids)
Source: RefSeq, a predicted model, not a curated record
AGCCACUGCCACGCAGAGCAAGCGAGCGCAGCAGCAGCUGUAGCUAGCUUGUACGUGCACAAGGAGCUCGCUCGGUCGCGAUGGCAGCUAGAGCGGCGCUCCUCCUGGCCGUGAGCCUGGUCCUGGCCGCCGUGGCGAGCGCGACCAACUGCCCGCCGCCGCCGGCCCCGACGCCGCCGACGCCGACGCCGACGCCGCCGCCGGCCCCGACGCCGCCGACGCCGACGCCGACGCCCAGCGGCGGCGGCCACCACUGCCCCAGGGACGCGCUGAAGCUGGGCGUGUGCGCCAACGUGCUGGGCCUCGUCAAGGCCAAGAUCGGCUCGCCGCCGUACCUGCCCUGCUGCUCGCUGCUGGACGGGCUCGUGGACCUGGAGGCCGCCGUCUGCCUCUGCACCGCCAUCAAGGCCAACAUCCUCGGCAUCAAACUCAACCUCCCCAUCGACCUCAGCCUCAUCCUCAACAACUGCGGCAAGAGCUGCCCCAACGACUUCCACUGCGCAUAGAUCGCCCACUGAUCGACCGUCCUCGCUCCUCCAUCGCCGGCGGCCGCGGUCGUCCAUCAUUCCAUUCUGUCAUUCCGUGGCGGCUCUGUGGUUGAUCUCAUCAUCAACUCGCUGUCAGUUCGAGCUUGUUUGUUUUUAUUCGUUUCGUUAUACAAAUUAAUGAGUGGUUUUUUCACUUGUACGUAGCCCCCUCCCCCGCAAAAGUCACCACGUAUGUUAUUCUCUUGGUCUGUUUCUAUAUAUGGUUUGUCCCGUAAAUGAAGGUGUAAUUUCUUUCCGACAAAGCUGAGUGUGUGGAAUAAUGGAAUUCAUUUGGACGUGUAAUA